AUGCCGACUCUGUCUGGAAAAGUAUUUACGUUUUCUUGGAAAAUUGUAAAUUAUUCGCUGUGUCAAUUGAAAAAUGCGGAGAGAUUGAAAAGUGUAGUGAUUAGUACUGAAGAUUUCCAGGACACCAAAUGGUACUUAAGGCUGUACCCAAAAGGAGCUGACAAAGAAAAUGCUGGUUUUAUUUCAUGCUUCCUAUACAGAAAUAAGGAGUGCGAGAAAAAUGAAUAUGGUUUUUCAACAUCCUGUACUUUAGAAAUACUCAAUCCAAAUGGUAAAAUAUUGGCGUCCAUGGAAAGAAAGUCCGUAGAUGAACGUGGGAGAGGUUUGUUUCAAUUUCUGGAAGUAGAUCAACUUGAAAAUGAUAUGAAAAGUUGGAAGACUGACAUAUUAGAGAUCCGUUGUCAGUUAUUUGAUGAAAACUACAAACAACAAUCUGUUAUAUGUGAAGCUGUAACCAAAAUACAAAAGAAAAAACAUUCAUUCAACUGGACGAUAACAGUUCCUGUAAUGCAAGACUGGCUAGAGGAUAAAAGUGAUGUAUAUUCCAUGUGUUCAUUUAAAUUGGUGUGUACAAUUUUUAUUUCUGAUGGUACUUCAAGAACGAAAUUUGUAAAUUAUUCCUACGAAAAUGAUGCAUGUGUCGGACUUGGUCUGUUGGAGAUUCCUAAGUUACCUUUGCAGAAGGAUUUAAGGAAGAUGCUUUUGGAAAAAGGACAUACUGAUUUGAAUUUGCAUGCUGGAAAUAAAAUUAUUCCAGUCCAUAAAUGCUUAUUGUCAGCCCGAUCUCCUGUUUUCUCUGCCAUGUUUAAGCGAGAUAUGAUGGAAAAUCAAACUGGCGUUGUUGACAUUCCUGAUGUAGAAAGUGAAGUUCUGCGCUCUUUUGUUGAAUAUCUGUACACUGACAUAUUCUCUAACACUGAUUUUGAUCAUGUCUUGAAUCUGUUGUUAGCGGCUGAUAAAUAUCAAGUGAAUAGCUUGAAAGAAAGAUGUUCUAAAAUAUUGAUUUCCAAAAUAUCGACGGAAAACAUUUAUGAAGUGAUUUCUGUCGCUGAUUUAGUGAAUCAAGUAGCCUUAAAACAGCUUGCAUUGAACUAUAUCAAAACAAACAAAAUGACAAUUAUUCAGUCACCUGAAUGGUCUGAAUGGGUGGAAAGAAACAUGAAACUGGCUAUUGAAAUUUUGACGAAACUAUCAUUAGAUUGA
Messenger RNA from Parasteatoda tepidariorum (common house spider), 1203 nucleotides. Lineage: Eukaryota; Metazoa; Arthropoda; Arachnida; Araneae; Theridiidae. The record is from RefSeq and is a predicted model, not a curated record.